Molecule: messenger RNA, 531 nt
Organism: Cooperia oncophora
Lineage: Eukaryota; Metazoa; Nematoda; Chromadorea; Rhabditida; Trichostrongylidae
Source: the annotation of a GenBank genome assembly
AUGCCGGAGUUGCAGGAAAAGCAAGAGCAGGCGGAUCAGAAAAAAGCAAAGUUUCAUCAACCAGAGGGCGACCAUAUGACGCUCUUAGCCGUGUACAAUUCCUGGAAGCAUCAUCACUUCAGUCAGCCGUGGUGCUUCGAAAACUAUGUACAAAUAAGAACUCUCAAGCGUGCGCAGGACAUACGGAAGCAAUUACUCGGUAUCAUGGACCGCCACAAGCUGGACCUGGUCAGUUGCGGUCGCGACGUCCAGAGAAUUCAGAAGGCCAUCUGUUCCGGUUUCUUCAAGAAUGCGGCGAAACGAGAUCCUCAGGAAGGUUACCGAACUCUCGUGGAUGGGCAGAACGUUUUCAUCCACCCCUCAUCUGCGUUGUUCCAGAAUCAGCCAGAAUGGGUUGUGUAUCAUGAACUUGUUAUGACGACGAAAGAGUACAUGCGAGAGGUUUGCUUAUUUUGUGAACUCAUGGCGGAAAUUUUCGAGAAGCUGACUGCAAGCUAUCUUUGUUUAACCAGAGCUAAACCUGAUUUUUGA